AUGGAUGAUUCUAUGCCGAUCUCUUCUGCUGCAUCUUUUCUUGUAGCACCUGCUGAGUCGGCAUUUGCUGCUGGUGAUUCAGAGGCUGGUGAGGCUGCUUUGUGGGAUAUCUGGAACCAAGUGGUCGAAUACGCAUCUCAAACGCCAGCCCAUGAGCUCGACAGGGUGAUCGAGGUCCUUAAAGCCGUGGCUGACCUAGAAGAACCGGCUACGUUCGAAAUCUGGGGCAAGCAAGCUACUUGGAAGCAACUUCCGUUGCUUGGACCCGCCAUUCGAGAGAGUUGGGAUGAUGAGCGACACGCAGAACCAUUCAACAUUAACGCGUUUGCGGCUCGUCUUACAGCAGCUAAUCUAGUAGAUCUUUCUAUGUACGCGAUCUGGACGCUGCGUUCCGUGUUGGAGGACUCUAUACCGAGCCAGAUCUACAGUAAAAGUGGGGACAAAGGCUGUAAAGCAGCUGCGGCAUGGUUCAUAUAUGCGGGGGAAGUUCUGUACGCCUUUUGUAAAGAGGGAAGGAAAUUUGGUGGUCGUGGCGCUGAGCAGGGUAGCGAUGUUGUUGGCGAAGAUUGGAAUGGUUUUAACGAAGAGAGAUGGGGGCUAUGGGUCGAACGCAUAGAGGAGGUACAGAGGACCGUGGUGGACGAAGAUACGAAGAAAGUAUUACAAAAGGCGAUGGAAGGGAUUCAGGGCGCUAGUGGUGACUAA
Alternaria postmessia is the source of this 705-nucleotide messenger RNA. RefSeq lists its product as uncharacterized. Bases 1 to 705 code for a protein of 234 amino acids. The transcript has 2 exons. Lineage: Eukaryota; Fungi; Ascomycota; Dothideomycetes; Pleosporales; Pleosporaceae. The record is from RefSeq and is a predicted model, not a curated record.